Messenger RNA from Acipenser ruthenus (sterlet), 2224 nucleotides. RefSeq names its product sialidase-3-like. Gene Ontology annotation, cellular component: lysosome; membrane; cytoplasm. Bases 289 to 1491 code for a protein of 400 amino acids. The record is from RefSeq and is a predicted model, not a curated record. The transcript has 3 exons. NCBI's taxonomy places the organism in Eukaryota, Metazoa, Chordata, Actinopteri, Acipenseriformes, Acipenseridae. Gene Ontology annotation, molecular function: exo-alpha-sialidase activity. Gene Ontology annotation, biological process: ganglioside catabolic process; oligosaccharide catabolic process.
AUCCCCCAGAGUUCCUGCCUGUUGAUUUGACGACAUCAUAGUGGGCAGUCGGACUGCAAAAAAAAAAAAAAAAGAAAAGCUCAAAAUUAACGGCCAGAGGAAACUACAUAGAUGAAUAUGUUUGUUUUAUUUAUUUAUUUAUUUAUUUAUUUAUUUAGUUUAGUUUUGUAAACAAACAGUAAACGGUCAGUAUUCUUUUAGCAGAUCCAUGUUAGCUACGCUCGUCUCGGUAGCCUGGAGGUGUCAUAUACUGAAAUUUGCAGCUACAUGUAUAAUUUCUUUUAAGCAAUGGCCAGUAUUUCAGAGCCAGAAAAGAGCCCAUUGUUCAGGCAGGAGAAGAAGGGAGGGGUCACAUACAGAAUUCCGUCCCUCCUCUACCUCAGCACCUCAAAAACCUUCCUUGCUUUCUCUGAGAAGCGCUCCACUCCUGCAGACAGUGAUGCUGAAUGCCUGGUGAUGAGGAGAGGCACUUUCCAAGAUGGGUCUGUUCAAUGGGAAUCCAAGCAGGAGCUGCUAACAGCACGUCUAUGUGGAUUUCGCACUAUGAACCCCUGCCCAGUCUACGAGAAGAAAUCCAGAGUCCUAUUCCUUUUCUUUAUCUGCGUACGGGGAAAAAUAUCAGAGCAGCGCCAGAUAAGAACAGGAAGAAAUGAAGCCAGGCUUUGUUACAUCCGCAGCACAGACUUUGGAGAGAGUUGGGGUGACAUCAAGGAUUUAACAAGAGAUGUGAUUGGCGCCGAGGUGGAAAAUUGGGCGACCUUUGCAGUGGGACCAGGCCAUGGGGUUCAGUUACAAUGUGGGAGGUUGAUUAUACCAGCAUAUGUCUAUUAUAUCACGUGCAGGUGCUGGUGUCUGCAUUUCCCCUGCUGCGUCAAGCCUCAUGCUUUCUCGUUCUACAGUGACGACUGCGGUCAAACAUGGCACGUGGGCAAAGUCAUUCAAGGGUUAAAAACAGGAGAGUGCGAAAUGGCAGAACUUGUGGACCAAAAUGGCAGGAGCCACCUGUACUGCAAUGCCCGCUCAUCGUCCAGGCACAGGGUAGAAGUCUUGAGCGAGAAAAAAGGUGCAGAAUUCAGCAAGCCUCAUCUGGCUCCAAAGCUAGUGGAACCGCACAAUGGUUGCCAAGGAAGUGUUGUCAGCUUCCCCAAGCCAGUAGAGUACACAGAGAAUGAAACAGAUGAAAGCAGUGAGAAUACCCGUUCACAGGCCAAUACAGCCAGCAACACUUGGCUCCUGUAUUCUCACCCAACCAACAGGAGGAAAAGGGCAGACUUGGGGAUCUACCUGAACCGAUCCCCCUUGGACACCUCCUGCUGGGAGAGUCCUUGGGUUGUCAGUCGUGGACCAAGCGGUUACUCUGAUCUGGCUCACUGCGAAGGAACAAAGUGGUUUGCCUGCCUGCUGGAGUGUGGCGCCAAGAGCGAGCUGGAAGAGAUUGCAUUUGUGCGUUUCACUCUUGAAGAAGUGAUGGAAAAAGGCACAGGGAAAUAAUGCCUUAGCUGGCAUUUGGAAUUAUGAUUCAUUCUGGGUGUGGGAUCCAAUCUUUGUCAGAACAGUUUAGAAUCCCGUUUUUUUUGUUUAAGUGCAGGAACUUUUUUUUUUUUAGACUGUCACGGAAUUCUUUCCUCAUGUAGACCAAUAGAGGGUUCCUGUUUUUUUAGUGCCUUUAGUUGGUCGCUGCAUCAUCACCGCAUAAGGUGUUGCAAUAUUACACAUUCAUAUUUUACUUUAGAUUCUGCCAUAAGACUGCACAUCCAGACUACUGAUUAAAUAAUUGUGGCAUAUACUGUAUAGUGUGUUUAUAAUUUAUAAAGUUCAUUUGUCUGGUUAACAUAUACAAAAAUGGCAACAUUUUCAGAAAUUAAAGUUUUUUCCCCAGGCGCUGUGCUACCUCUGUUGGACUGUGGGUAAUACAUUACACUGAAAGGCUGGAAUAAGCAACUGUACUCACUAAAAAUCUGCAUCCUCCACUGCAUAUAUAUUUUGAUAUUUAAUACAAUUAUUUACUGUAACAUAUUUAAUUGAACGACAUAUUGCUUUGAUUAUUUGAUUCGUGGACAUUAAUAAAUAUUUAUUUAUGAAGAGCAUGUUGUGUCUGUCAGUGGGACGUUCUUGUGAAGGAGAUGCUGUUCUGUUAUUUUUUUUUUUUUUAUAAGUUUUUGUUGCAAUAAGUAUUUAUUAUGUAUAGUAGCAGUUUUAGUUAAAAUACAUUUUACAUUCCAUA